Molecule: messenger RNA, 2414 nt
Organism: Heteronotia binoei (common prickly gecko)
Lineage: Eukaryota; Metazoa; Chordata; Lepidosauria; Squamata; Gekkonidae
Product: zinc finger protein OZF-like
Exons: 3
Coding region: 22-1266 (414 amino acids)
Biological process (GO): regulation of transcription by RNA polymerase II
Cellular component (GO): nucleus
Molecular function (GO): RNA polymerase II cis-regulatory region sequence-specific DNA binding; DNA-binding transcription factor activity, RNA polymerase II-specific
Source: RefSeq, a predicted model, not a curated record
UUAGUAACAAGCUGUGAAGAGAUGUUGUUGAGCUGUCGUCUUUUCAGAGGUGUGGAAAUGGCUGUAUCACCUCCAGUCCAGGGUCCCUUUUCCUUUGAGGAGGUGUCCGUCUCUUUCACGGAGGCAGAGUGGGCCCUGCUGGAUCCGGGACAAAGAGCUCUGUACUGGGAAGUCAUGCUGGAGAACUAUGGGAAUGUGGCCUUUCUGGCAGAGGAUGAUCAGAGGAAUGAGAAGGCUGAGGUACUUCAGCCGCAAUUGCAAGAUAAAGUUAAUAAUGAAGACUUGAAAGGAAACAUCAGGAAUCAAGGCAGACCUAAAAGAAAGAAAGAUAACUGUUUGGUUGAGAAGAGAGAUGGAAGAAAGUGUAAUGCACAUUUUCCAAACAACAAUAUAACAGAAACAAGUAAAUCUAUUCAGUGUGGCAAGUACUUGCAAUACAGGUCACAAAUUCUUGUGAAUCAAGGAAUAAAAAGAGGAGAGAAAUCUUUUGAAUGCUCUGAGUGUGGAAAGAAAUUCAGUCACAAUAGCAAUCUUCAACAGCACAAAAUUACUCACACAGGGGAGAAGCCCUUUGAAUGUUCAGAGUGUGGGAAGAGAUUCACUCAGAACGGCAGUCUUCAGCUGCAUCAAAGAACCCACACAGGGGAGAAACCUUUUGAAUGUUCAGAAUGUGGGAAGAGAUUCAGUGAGAGAGGGAGUCUUCAACGGCAUCAAAGAACCCACACAGGGGAGAAACCUUUUGAAUGCUCAGAGUGUGGAAAGAGAUUCAGUCAUAGUCACAAUCUUCGAUAUCAUCAAAGAACCCACAUAGGGGAGAAACCUUUUGAAUGUUCAGAGUGUGGGAAAAGAUUCAGUCGUAGUAGCAGCUUUAUAUAUCAUCAACGAACCCACACAGAGGAGAAACCUUUUGAAUGCUCAGAGUGUGGAAAGAGAUUCUAUCAGAGUACCCAUCUUCUGUAUCAUCAGAUAACCCACUCAGGGGAGAAACCUUUUGAGUGUUCAGAGUGCGGAAAGCAAUUCAGUCGGAGUGGCCAUCUUCAGCUGCAUAAAAGAACUCACACAGGUGAGAAACCUUUUGAAUGUUCAGAGUGUGGAAAGAGAUACAGUGUGAUCAGCAGUCUUCACCAGCACCUAAGAACCCACACAGGAGAGAAAUCUUUUGAAUGUUCGGAGUGUGGGAAGAGAUACAGUGCGAUCAGCAGUCUUCACCGGCACCAAAGAACCCAUACAGGAGAGAAACUUUUUGAACGCUCAGAGAUUCAAUGACCAUAGCAGAGAUUCAGUGGCACCAAAGAAACCCACACAGGGGAGAAACCGUUUGAAUGCUCAUAGUGUGGAAAGAGAUUUAGUGACAGCAACUAUAUAAAAGAACUCCCACACAGGAGAAACCUUUUGAAUGUUCAGAGUGCAGAGAGAUUCACUCAGACUGGCAAUCUUUUGAGUAUAAAAGAACCCACACAGGGGAGAAACCAUUUGAAUGCUGCCUUAGAGUGUAGAAAGAUUCAGUAGGAGUGGGUCCUGUGGCAUGAUUUCUUUGAGUUUAUGAUCUUAGCUCUUAUGAACUUGGCCACCAGAGUUCUGAGUUAUUCACCACUAUUCAUAAGAGCCAUAUUGCUUUCAUUCGUAUUGCUCUCAGCAUAAGUUGAGAAUCUAGGUUAGUGUGCAAAAGUUCAUAAGCUGUCUCAGGAAAGGAAUUGCCUUGUUUGGUGUAAUUCUUAUAUGGUAUGGCAGGAAGCAAGGUGUGGAAGGCUGGUAGGAGCAGGCUAAAGGUAACUGUUGUCUGAGGACAAUCUCAGUCAUAAAUGUUUUGAUUUGGCAGUAGAAUUGUUGAUAUUAAGAUACAGCUGGAGAUUUUGAAAUGCGUAGCGUCGGAUGCUAUCUGAUAAGACAGACAUGGCGAGAUGGGUCCCAGCCUUUAAAAGCCCUGGACUUUGGGCAGAAAGCUGCUGGUCUGCACCGAAGACUGCCUCUGUGCUGAACAUGCCAAGCGAAUUGGCACUUAGACUCUGGGCCGGCCUGCAGGAGAGACAGUAUCUCUCCUGGUCAGCCCAAGAGAUUGACAGCCUUUGCUGAUUUCAAGUCUUCUCCCAUUUGAGAUCUCAAACAUAGCCUAAAUGCUCAAAUGUUGAAUAUAGAGCGUAGCUCUACUAGAGACUUGGGACUUAGAUUUUAAAUGGGAAAAUGUAGACGAAUAGGGCGAAGUCCCUGUUGGGACUUCUAUUUUUCAUUAUGCUCUCUGCUUUAUUGUAGAACUGUGCUUUAUGCUUGACUGAAUUCUAACUGUGUAACUGUUUUUUUUUUGAAAUGUACUAAUGGUAUCUAAACUGUUUUGCUUUUCUGUCCAUAUAUUUUAAGCCUUCUGUCUAAAGGAGAAUCUUGGAGUGUAAUAAAGCCGGAAACGACUGGUGCUUGCA